Passer montanus (Eurasian tree sparrow) is the source of this 3470-nucleotide messenger RNA. It is a transcript of the gene PCSK2, whose product is annotated as proprotein convertase subtilisin/kexin type 2. Gene Ontology annotation, molecular function: serine-type endopeptidase activity. NCBI's taxonomy places the organism in Eukaryota, Metazoa, Chordata, Aves, Passeriformes, Passeridae. Bases 316 to 2241 code for a protein of 641 amino acids. The record is from RefSeq and is a predicted model, not a curated record. Gene Ontology annotation, cellular component: Golgi membrane; trans-Golgi network. The transcript has 12 exons. Gene Ontology annotation, biological process: protein processing.
GUGCCGGGGAGGCGUGCGGAGCGCUCCGGGAGCGGGGAGGGAAGGAAGGGGGGCCGAGGCGAUCCUCCCCCCCAUGAUUGGCAGCGCGGCGCGUCCCCCCCCUCCCCGCUCGGCUGCUGCUGCUGCCCCUCGGCCGCCGCGGAGCGCGCAUCCGCGCCGCCCGGCCGGUGCUCUCCGCGCUGCCCUCCUCUUGCCUCUGCCGCUCCCAUUCGGUUGAAUUGGUUUUUCCGCCCUCCUCCCCUGCCAUCCUUUGGGCGCUCCCCCUCUCGCCCGCCCGCCCGGCGGGCUGCCUCCGCGGGCGCGCAGCGCGGGGCCAUGCCGCCGGGGCCGCCGCUGCUUCGGGGCUCCCUCCUCCUCCUCCUCCUCUUUCUCCUGCACUUCCUCGGCGCCCCGGCCCGCGGAGCCGUCUACAGCAACCAUUUCUUGGUGGAGCUGCGCGGCGGGGACCAGGCGGAGGCCGAGCGGGUGGCGGCGGAGCACGGCUUCGGAGGGGUGCGCAAGCUCCCUUUUUUAGAAUCUGGAUACUUUUUUUAUCACAAUGGUCUUGCUAAAGCCAGGAGAAGACGCAGCCUUCAACACAAGCUUCGUCUGGAAAAGGACUCCAGGGUGAGGAAAGCUGUGCAACAGGAGGGCUUCAUCAGAAGGAAGCGAGGAUAUAGAGACAUCAAUGACAUUGACAUCAACAUGAAUGAUCCUUUAUUUACAAAGCAGUGGUACCUGAUUAACACUGGUCAAGCAGAUGGGACUCCUGGACUUGACCUUAAUGUAGCUGAAGCAUGGGAGCUGGGAUACACAGGGAAGGGAGUAACCAUAGGAAUUAUGGAUGAUGGAAUUGAUUAUCUGCAUCCAGAUCUUGCAUCAAACUACAAUGCCAAAGCCAGCUACGACUUCAGCAGCAAUGAUCCCUACCCCUAUCCCCGCUACACAGAUGACUGGUUUAACAGCCACGGGACAAGGUGUGCAGGAGAGGUGUCUGCUGCUGCCAACAACAACAUCUGCGGCGUGGGAGUUGCCUACAACUCCAAAGUGGCAGGUAUCCGAAUGCUGGACCAGCCGUUUAUGACAGACAUUAUUGAGGCUUCCUCCAUCAGUCAUAUGCCUCAAGUCAUAGAUAUAUAUAGUGCCAGCUGGGGACCAACUGAUAAUGGGAAGACUGUGGACGGACCUAGAGAGUUAACGCUGCAAGCAAUGGCAGAUGGUGUGAAUAAGGGCCGGGGUGGAAAAGGCAGCAUCUAUGUCUGGGCCUCUGGAGAUGGAGGCAGCUAUGAUGACUGUAACUGUGAUGGUUAUGCAUCGAGCAUGUGGACAAUCUCCAUCAAUUCUGCCAUAAACGAUGGACGGACAGCUCUGUAUGAUGAAAGCUGCUCUUCAACCUUAGCCUCCACUUUUAGUAACGGGAGGAAGAGAAAUCCAGAAGCUGGUGUGGCUACAACAGAUUUGUAUGGCAACUGCACCCUGCGUCAUUCAGGCACGUCUGCAGCUGCCCCUGAAGCGGCCGGAGUGUUUGCCCUGGCCCUGGAGGCUAACUUGCAUCUGACAUGGAGAGACAUGCAACACCUGACAGUGCUCACCUCCAAGAGAAACCAGCUUCAUGAUGAGGUUCACAGGUGGCGUAGGAACGGCGUGGGGCUGGAGUUCAACCACUUGUUUGGCUAUGGUGUCCUAGAUGCAGGAGCCAUGGUUAAGAUGGCAAAAGACUGGAAGACUGUUCCUGAGAGAUUCCAUUGUGUUGGAGGGUCAAUACAGGAACCUGAAAAGAUACCACCAAGUGGCAAACUAUUCCUCACACUGACAACCGAUGCCUGUGAGGGGAAGGAGAACUUUGUCCGGUACCUUGAACACGUGCAGGCAGUUAUAACGGUGAAUUCCACUCGGAGAGGAGACCUCAACAUCAACAUGACCUCACCGAUGGGAACAAAGUCCAUUCUGCUGAGCCGGCGCCCCAGGGAUGACGACUCCAAGGUGGGUUUUGACAAAUGGCCUUUCAUGACGACUCACACUUGGGGAGAAGACCCCCGAGGCACCUGGGCCCUGGAGAUUGGGUUUGUUGGCAGCCAGCCCCAGCGGGGUGUGCUGAAGGAGUGGACACUGAUGCUGCAUGGGACUCAGAGUGCACCGUAUAUAGACCAAAUCGUAAAAGAUUAUCAGUCCAAGCUGGCCAUGUCCAAGAAGGAAGAGCUGGAAGAAGAGUUAGAUGAAGCAGUGGAGAGAAGCCUGAAGAGUAUACUGAGCAAGAAGUAGUGCUGUGUUGCAUGACAGUGUCUUUCCUUCCCCAGACCCCUCUACUCACCAUUCUACUAUCCAAACCUCUGUGUUAGACGUAUUACAAUGAUUGUCUCUGUAGACAAAUUAUCACCCUUUCUUGAUUCCAAAGUCUUCUAUCUCGUCAAUAAUUAUUUUAAUUGCCACUGAAGCAAUCCAUUUUUUAUCUCUAAACCACAAAAUAUAAUCCCACCAAAUACUAUGUACAGUUUGUGACUGUAAAUGAUGAUUUUUCUUUUGUGUCAUACAAAUAGGUAAUAACCUGCAAAGAAGUUAAAGGCUUUUCCCUUCAUAUUUCUGUGGUAAAUGUUUGUAUUAAAAAAAGAGUGAAUUUUAACACUGGAAGUUGGUGAUAAUUGAGCACAUUUUAAAAAAUGACUGAGAGAGAGGGAAUCACAAAGAGGUUGUCUGGAGAGGUCUUUGAACAUGCUCCUUCUGCAUCACUGACUUCAGUGGGACUUCCUCCAUUGGGUUUAACCAAAGUACCACUAGACCCCCACAAAAAGAAAUAAUCCAGAGAUAAGGAAAAUUCACCAAUCUGAUUGGCAGAAAUCCAAUUGUUUUGAGAGUUUUAUUUCAUACUACAGUUACACUACAUGCACACUUCAGCUACAGGAUGGAUCAACAGAUAUGCAAUAAGGAAGGCAAAGCGAUGCCAAAGCUGGGUGGCAGGGAGAAGUGAUUUGCAAACCGGGUCGGGGCCUCUUAGAAGCACAAGUCCCAGUUUUGCUGGAGUUUUUUUUAGUUUGGUUGUUUGGGGGAUUCUUUUCCUGUGUUGUUGUUUUUUGGGUUUGUUUCUUUAAAUUAUUAUUUGUAAUUUUGGCAAUUUAAAUCAAUUUAUCAUCUUACAGCAGAACAAGCACAUAGGGAUUAGCCGUAGGAUUUCUGGCAGCUUGUGUGCAUCUGCUGGUCUCUCUGCUGAGAUGUUCUCCAGCACUAUAAAAUGAGGCUGUGUCAGCAUUACCAACCACAGAUACCCAUUUUCUGGGGUUUAUAACCCAGCUGCCAGUAAACUGCUGUGGGGAAAAUUUGAAGCACACAGUUUCAGUCCCAAAGCAAUUUUUAAUUUAAAUUUCUUUUUUUUAAGCUAUAUAUUUGCUGGUAUUAUGUUAUACAGAUAUAUUUAAGGAGAAAAAUAUGCUGAAGUUAUUAAAGUGUAAUGCAAUGUUGGCCUUCUUGAGAAAUAAAAUGUAGUAUAUUUGGGAAGA